Molecule: messenger RNA, 723 nt
Organism: Brenthis ino (lesser marbled fritillary)
Lineage: Eukaryota; Metazoa; Arthropoda; Insecta; Lepidoptera; Nymphalidae
Source: the annotation of a GenBank genome assembly
AUGGAGUCCAUCAAAGAAUCACUGUCUGCACUCACUGAUUUGUUCAAUACCAGGAUGAAUGAUUUUCAGCAAGACCUAAAUAAGAGUUCAACACCUGUUACAAAUCAUGCUUUGCCUGCUGAAUUCAGUAGCUUCAGAAGUUUUAUUCUUUCGGUGUUGAACACGUUGCAGCGGCAGGUCGAAUGUCUAGCGUUGGAGAUUGAUCGCCAAGAAAUGAGAAGGCGUCACAAAAUGAUCCUUUUUCUUGGGGUACCAGAAAAAAGUGCUGAAGACACUACUGCAAGAGUCACAAGCUUAGUCGCCGAACAUCUUGAUUUGACUAAUUUCUCCUCGGCAAGCAUCAAAGACUCUUAUCGUUUAGGUCGUUCCUCCGACAAACCUAGACCGAUAGUCGUGAAAUUCUCUGAUGUUGCGGUGCGUAACAAAGUGUGGUAUAGCAAAACUAAACUCAAAGGCACUGGUAUAACACAGUCGGAGUUCCUCACAAAGAGCAGGCAUAACACAUUUUUGGAGGCGCGGCAACGUUUCGGUAUUGGUAAGUGCUGGACACGCGAUGGAUACAUUCAUGUUAUUGCUCCUGAUGGAUCUCGACAUCGAGUAGAAUGCAAAGGGGAUCUUAACUUGAUUCCCCUCGCUUCUAAAUCACCUCCGCAAACCACGGCCGCUUCUAAGCAUACGACGGACAAAGUGACAGUUUCACGAAUAAAACGCACUGUAAAAAAA